GAUGACACUUAUGACCAGUUGUUCAUACUUAUAUUUAUAUGAUCACGUUGACGAAACGUAAGAGAAACCUGAGAAACAGCUACCUUACCUCAUAGAUGAUGAGAGCUCUCUGUGGGCAACUGGGCACUGGGCAUCUGGACAUUUAUAAGUAGUAGUGUGGGUAGAGCCUAUAGAGCCGUACUAGAGAUUGGAUUCGAUCAAACUUAUUUCCUCAGCUCCCUUGCACGCGAUCAUCAUCCGACGGCCUCCUUCGUGUACGAAUGUCAUCAAUGUCGUUCUCACGCGGAUUAGACAGUAUAGUAGAGUAUAGUAGCCGAAGGUCAUUUUAAGUUUAUAAAGGUUGUGAUAAAAGAAAAUCAAUCGAGUUGCACAUAAAUAGUGAGAGGUGCGGCUCGUCGCAGACGAUAUGAUCCGAUCCUUAUGAAAUUCGAACGAAACAAUUAUAUUUGCCAUACCGAACGAAAAAUCCAGUGGAGUUGGGAACUAACAAACCAUUUCAUCCUAUAUAAUAUCAUAGAUUUACACGAAUUAGGUACUCCAAUGUCUGAAGAGAAACAGUUGCAACCCUGCAUGCUUCGUCACCACCAAUCAAACACCACCAGCAGAGUCACAUUGUUAUAAUUAAUUUGCUAAGUAACAAUUCAACCAAGUAGUAGAGCAAAUAAUGGCUGCAUAUAUCAAUCGCACAAUGUCAAUGAUAGCUGGAGAGAAUCAAUUUCGCACAACAGAUAUAAAAAAUGAAAAUUCUCCUCUACAGAUAUUUGUCAAGGCCAAGAAGAAAAUUAAUGACAUCUUCCUUGAGAUCGAUGAUUAUGUUGACGACACAACCAGGUUCAUUGGAUCUCUAAAAAAUGAACCUCCUAUUCUCAAUUCUGAAGAAGCCAGUAAAAUAGAAAGUUACAAAGUUAAGGUUCAAGGUAUCAGAGAUGUUCUCAAGCGGGAUCACAUGAAAGUGGCUUUCUUUGGAAGAACUAGUAAUGGAAAAAGUACCGUCAUCAAUGCUAUGUUGCGUGACAAAAUAUUGCCCAGUGGUCUUGGUCAUACAACAAACUGUUUCCUGCAAGUUGAGGGAUCAGAUAGUGCUGAAGCUUACCUAGUCAUUGAAGAAUCUGAUCAAAAGCAGCCUGUGCAGUCAGUUGGUCAACUUGGCAAUGCUCUGUGUGAAGAAAAAUUGUGUGAAAAUGCCCUAGUACGAAUUUUUUGGCCAAAGGAAAAGUGCUUACUUUUGAGGGAUGAUGUAGUCUUUGUUGAUAGUCCUGGUGUUGAUGUAACAACAAAUCUUGAUGCUUGCAUUGACAAACACUGCCUUGAUGCAGAUGUUUUUGUUCUUGUUGCAAAUGCAGAGUCAACGUUAAUGAUUGCGGAGAAAAACUUUUUCCACAAAGUAUCCACAAAGUUGUCAAAACCAAAUAUUUUCAUUUUAAAUAAUAGAUGGGAUGCCUCUGCUUCUGAACCAGAUAGUCUCAAUCAGCUGGUCGAUGAACAAAAGGAGGUGAAACUAGUAAGAGCUCAACAUCAAGAACGAGCGGUUGAUUUUCUAGCCAGAGAGUUGAAGGUUUGUACUCCUAAGGAUGCAGAGGAACGCGUUUUCUUUGUUUCGGCUAAAGAAACGCUUAACGCUCGUAUUCAGGAACAGCAAGGACAACCGGCACACAAUGGAGCAGUAGCGGAAGGCUUUCAAAAUCGUUUUUUCGAGUUCCAAGACUUUGAGAGAAAGUUUGAAGAAUGUAUUUCGAAAUCGGCCGUAAAAACAAAAUUCGAGCAACAUUCUCAGCGAGGAAAACACAUAGCAACAGAAAUACGACAAACUUUAGACGAAAUUUUAGAUCGUGCACAAAAAAUGAAGGCCGAGCAAAUAGGCAUAAAAAAAGAGGUGCACGACAGACUAAACUUCACAGAGCAACAGUUAAUGUUGUUAACCCAGGAGAUGAAGGACAAAAUACAUCGGAUGACGGAGGAUGUGGAACAACGAGUGUCAAAGGCCCUAAGCGAAGAGAUUCGUCGACUAGCGGUUCUCAUCGACGAAUUCAAUGUUCCUUUCCAAUCUGAGCCUCUAGUAUUGAACGUUUACAAACGUGAACUUCAUGCACACGUUGAAUGCGGUCUGGGCUCGAACUUGAGAGCUCGUCUAAGUACCGCUCUUUCGUUAAACAUUGAAAAUUCGCAGAGGGAGAUGACCGAGAGGAUGUCGUGUUUGCUGCCUGAAAAUAAGCGACAGAUCACUAUGAACGUUCUGCCGAGAAGGGAACCCUUUGAAAUUUUAUACAGAUUAAAUUGUGAAAACUUGUGUGCUGAUUUCCACGAAGACUUGGAGUUUCGCUUUUCUUGGGGCAUUACUGCCCUUAUCAGUCGAUUUGCUGGUAAAAAGGGUCAGAAAAUGGCUAUCAUGAAUGCACCUCAGGAGAUCCCUCAAUCCCUCGUAUCUCCUGCAGAUAGUAUAGACUCUUCGAAAUUCGUUACCACAACGAGCUGCUUUGUACCUAGACCUGAUGACUGGUCAUUAGCUUCUAGAAUAGCAGUAGCAUCAAUAACUUCACAGGGAACAAUGGGAGGCCUUAUUGUUGCAGGAUUCAUGUUAAAGACCAUUGGUUGGAGACUAAUAGCUGUAACAGGAGCGAUUUAUGGCGCUUUAUAUCUGUAUGAACGUUUGACAUGGACAAAUAAAGCAAAGGAGCGUGAAUUUAAGCGUCAAUACGUCAGUCAUGUGACACAAAAACUGCGACUCAUUGUUGAUCUCACAUCGGCCAACUGUAGCCAUCAAGUUCAACAGGAACUAUCAAGCACAUUUGCAAGAUUGUGCCACUUGAUAGAUGAAUCUACGUCUGAGAUGGAUAGCGAAUUAAAAACGAUUGCUAUAAAAAUUCGUACUUUGGAAGAGGCAGCUACAAAUGCUAAAGUCCUUAGAAACAAGGCAAAUUACUUGGCAAACGAGCUCGAUUUGUUUGAUGCGGCAUAUUUGAAAUCAUUGCACUAGGAUUUUUCUUAGUCAUUUUACUCAAAAAAUUAUGUUUAAAAAAAAAUAAGUUUGUUGAUGUAUAUAAGUAGAUGAAGUUUCUAAUACCUUGAGUACAACGUGCCACGCGUUGGAGGAAUGUUUUUUUCUAUACCAUAAAUUCUUGUCUCAGUUACUCAGAUUUUUUCUCCUGUUAAAUAGUACUGUUAAUUUUUGCAAUUUUAUUCAGGUUUGUACACGUGAUGGAAAACUUAUUCUUUGAUUUGAUUAAUAUUCAUAUAGUCAAGCAAAAUCCAAAUACUAUGUGUAGAAACAAAUUUUUUUUUUUAAUCAAGCCAACAUAGAUCUUUAAGUAGGAGUAAUUUAAUUUUUAUCAGUAAUAUGAGCUCUGCUUCAUAGGUAUUAAUUUAACUUGGUACAUAUACACGAAAAAAUUUAACAUAAUAAAACG
Messenger RNA from Copidosoma floridanum, 3404 nucleotides. It is a transcript of the gene Marf, whose product is annotated as Mitochondrial assembly regulatory factor. Gene Ontology annotation, molecular function: GTPase activity; GTP binding. Gene Ontology annotation, biological process: mitochondrion localization; mitochondrial fusion. The record is from RefSeq and is a predicted model, not a curated record. NCBI's taxonomy places the organism in Eukaryota, Metazoa, Arthropoda, Insecta, Hymenoptera, Encyrtidae. Gene Ontology annotation, cellular component: mitochondrial outer membrane.